CCAGAAGCACACCCUUUCGCCAUUCUCACCUUCGCACAUAACCCUCACCUUUGCCAACCCUUUCGCACACAACACACCCUCAAAUAAACUCAGCAAAAAUUUGCCCUCACCCAGUCACCCUCACUCACGCGACAUACACCCUCAUCCUCACUCCACCCACACACGAAAGAGGGAAGAAAUCUGAAAGGGAGAACGUGAAGAAGAAGAAAAGUGAGGGAAGGAAGGAAAGGACGACGCCGGCUAAGGCUCCGCCGCCGUCGUUGUCGAGCGCCAGUGAGAGAGAGAGCUCGAGGAAAAGAGAAAACGCGAUGGAGGAGAGAAGAAGGGGGUGUUCCGUUGCCACUGAAGCUCCAUCACCGUUGCUAGGGCUUGUUGACAUCGUCGUUCUGCCACCGUCAGGCUGCUGUGCUGCCGCCGAGGAGCUCGAAGGGAUGUCUCGCCACCGUCGUGCUUUGCCACCAAGCUGUUGCGUUGCCGCUCAUCUCUUCUUCACCGUCGCCGCUCAUCACCAGCGUCGUAUCCUCUGUCACCAGUUCGAAAGUGGGUAUGGUUUUGAUAGUGAUGAUGAACUGCAACGGCUAAUUAAGAUAGAGAAGGUAUGUAUCAAUUUUCAAUUGGUUCUGUGAAUUUUUGGGGGUUUUGGGUUCGAAUUUUAGGUUUUCAAUUAGUUUAGCAUCUUAAGAAAAAAUUAGUGAAAAGAACAGGUUUCACACUGAAAUAUUUUGAUUUAUGUCUUGGUUCAUACGCAUUCCUUGAACAUAGUGGUUGCUUUCAAUUUCUAGCUUCAAGUUAUAUUCCUCUCUGAUGCUUUUCAAAUGCUUUUUUUGGUUAUUUUUCAUAGAUGCUUUGAAUUUUAGUGAUAAUAGCCAAUUAAAAUGUGUCAAAAAAAUAACAGCAAAUAGGAAAAAGGGAAAAACUUGGUCCUAGAAUGUAUAAUACUGUUAUUUGAUGAAACACACUGGAAAUAAGAGUUUUAUUAGCCGAGUUUUGAGUCAAUUACAUUACAUAUGGAUAAAAACAGCUGUAUAAAUUCUUUGCCUACGAUUACUACUACAGUACUAAUUUGAUUCCACCAAAGCAUCCAAAAAUUUGAU
This is a messenger RNA of Arachis ipaensis, 1094 nucleotides long. The record is from RefSeq and is a predicted model, not a curated record. Lineage: Eukaryota; Viridiplantae; Streptophyta; Magnoliopsida; Fabales; Fabaceae.